CCCCUUGCAGGUGCUGAGAAGAGCUGUCCGAGUACUGCGGGUCGCAGAAUGGCUGGAGAUGACUAUGAGGAAAUUCUCAAGUACUAUCAAUUACACGAAACAAUCGGCACAGGUGGGUUUGCAAAGGUAAAACUUGCGCGACAUCGUCUUACUGGUGAAAAAGUUGCAGUAAAAAUCAUGGACAAGCUUGCUUUACAGGAUGACUUGCCUCGUGUUAAAUUAGAAAUUGAUGCUAUGAAGGACUUGAGUCACCAGCACAUUUGCCGGUUGUAUCAGGUGAUUGAGACACCCAAGAAAAUAUUCAUGGUUUUAGAGUACUGUCCUGGAGGAGAGCUGUUUGAUUACAUAAUUUCUAAGGACCACCUUUCUGAGGAGGAAGCUCGCCUAUUUUUUCGGCAGAUUGUUUCAGCAAUUGCUUAUGUGCACAGUCAGGGAUAUGCCCACAGGGAUCUCAAACCAGAAAAUUUGCUGAUUGACGAGGAACAUAAUCUGAAGCUUAUAGACUUUGGACUUUGUGCAAAGCCAAAGGGUGGCCUUGAUUACCAUCUGAACACCUGCUGUGGAAGCCCAGCUUAUGCAGCACCAGAGCUGAUUCAGGGCAAAGCAUACAUUGGCUCAGAGGCAGAUAUUUGGAGUAUGGGAGUACUGCUGUAUGCUCUGCUAUGUGGCUUUCUCCCCUUUGAUGAUGAUAAUGUCAUGGCUGUCUACAAGAAGAUCAUGAGAGGAAAAUACAGUACUCCAAACUGGCUCUCUCCAAGUAGUACACUGCUCCUUGACCAAAUGCUGCAGGUCGACCCAAAGAAGCGGAUUACGAUCCAACAGCUGUUAAGUCACCCUUGGCUCAUGCAAGGAUUUUCUGAUGCUGUUCAGUGGCAAAGUAAAUACCCACUGGGACAUCUUGAUGAGGACUGUGUAACAGAGCUUUCUGUGUUUCAUGAGCAGAGCAAGGAGACUAUAUUACAAUUAAUAACAGAGUGGAAAUAUGACCACAUGUCAGCAACAUAUCUCUUGCUUCUAUCCAAGAAGGCUCGUGGCAAGAGUGUUCGUUUAAGGUUUCCAUGUCUAACAAAGCACGCCAGUACCAUGAUGUCGACAGGCCUUGAGCAUUCGAGGCCUGAUGCCCAGCUGGAGGAUACAGAAUUCAUACUGUCAACUCCAGUGACAAGAAAAGUGGCAUCAAAGAAGCAUAAAAACAAAGAGAAUGUUGAGACAGUGUCAGCUAUAAGAAAUGAAGUACCCUUUGCACUUACUGCUCCUAAGAGUCCUUUUGCAAAGAGUCAGACUGAGACACAGGUACAAGCCGUUCCCCUUAGGGCACCUCCUUUCAAAGAGAGUCAGUUGACUGCAGUCACUCCAGUUAAGAAGCCCACUAACCCAACAAAUGCGGAUGAGUUGGCAUCCGCUGAGAUUCUUUGUGAGGGAAGGUGUCAGUCAGUGGAAUUAGAUCUCAACCUUGCACAUGUGGAUAGCAGCCAAAAGAAGAGAAAAGCAAAAAUAUUUGGAAGUCUUGAAAGAGGCCUAGAUAAAGUGAUCACAAUGCUUACACCAAGCAAGAAGAAACGAUACACUAGAGACUACCCAAGAAAACUUAAGGCGCAUUGUAACAUUACCACCACUCAUCUGCUGCAACCAGAUGACCUGUUGAAUGAAAUAAUCAUUGUUCUUUCAAAGAAGCAUGUGGAAUAUGUUCAGAAGGGUUAUACCCUGAAAUGUCAAACACGAUCAGAUUUUGGUAAAGUAACUAUGGAGUUUGAGUUAGAGGUAUGUCAGCUCACUAAGCCUGAAGCGGUGGGUAUCCGGCGACAACGACUUAAAGGUGAUGCCUGGGUCUACAAGAGGCUGAUAGAAGACAUUUUAUCUAGCUGCCAAGUGUGA
Messenger RNA from Poecile atricapillus (Black-capped chickadee), 1875 nucleotides. It is a transcript of the gene MELK, whose product is annotated as maternal embryonic leucine zipper kinase. Gene Ontology annotation, biological process: protein phosphorylation; intracellular signal transduction; microtubule cytoskeleton organization. Gene Ontology annotation, cellular component: cytoplasm. Lineage: Eukaryota; Metazoa; Chordata; Aves; Passeriformes; Paridae. The transcript is spliced from 16 exons. Gene Ontology annotation, molecular function: tau-protein kinase activity; protein serine/threonine kinase activity; ATP binding. Bases 49 to 1875 code for a protein of 608 amino acids. The record is from RefSeq and is a predicted model, not a curated record.